AUGGAUACCUACCAUGAAAUCGACACCAUUAAACUUGAGAAACUGAAAGCGAUGCAGCGUUACAGAACUUUCAACAAGAUCGCCAACAUUAUCCGUAUGCUAGAAAUCAUUGUUGCAAUAAGUUUCAUCUCCUACUCAAUUUCCUUCGGUUCGUCCUACUUACCGGCACUUUUUGAACUCGCCGAUAAAUUUCUCCGGCGACUUUCUUCCUUAAUUUUUAGUCCUCACUUCGUUUUCGUAAUCGGAAACAUAAUCAUCGUAACGCUGUUCGCAAAAUCUUCCUCUGAGAAAACCUCUUUCACUUCCAAUAAUGCCGGUGAGGAAAUAUUCGGUGAAGUCGAAACCGUAGUCGCUGAAUCUCCAGUGGUGGUCAAGGAAGUUCCAGCAGUGGAGGUGAGAGAAAAAGAGGAGAAAAUUUACCGAAGGACGAAAUCGGCAGGAGAAAUAGUGGUUGUAAAAGAGGAUGAGAAGAAGGUUUUACAACGUUCGGAGACGCAAAUCCGCCGGAAAAUUGAAAACACUGAGAAAAAUCCUGUGAUUUUAAGGAGAAAAGGUCGGACGUUUGAAGAAGAUGAAUUGAGUAAUGAAGAGUUUAGAAGGAAAGUUGAAGCGUUUAUUGAGAGACAACAAAAAUUUUUAAGAGAAGAAAAAUUAGCUGUUAUUGUAAGUAACUAA
This is a messenger RNA of Amaranthus tricolor (Joseph's coat), 675 nucleotides long. RefSeq lists its product as uncharacterized. NCBI's taxonomy places the organism in Eukaryota, Viridiplantae, Streptophyta, Magnoliopsida, Caryophyllales, Amaranthaceae. The transcript has a single exon. The coding region runs from base 1 to 675 and encodes 224 amino acids. The record is from RefSeq and is a predicted model, not a curated record.